AUGGCGCCGCCUCGAGGCCCCAGAGACGCGUCCGGAGCCGCCAUGGCCGCCAAGGUGAAGGUGGAGAAGCCAGGGAGCCGCUGGAGGAGGAGCCGGGAAAGGGACCCGGAGAGACCCCGGCCAAGGAGGCCUCGCCCAGCGCCCCCGGGAAGAGACUCGUUCGUGAUCCGCCUCUUUGACCGCAGCGUGGAGCUGGGGCAGUUCCCGGCCGGGACCCCCCUGUACCCCGUGUGCCGCGCCUGGAUCGGGCACAGCCCCGCGCCCGCGCCCGCCCCCGAGCAGGUCCGUCCAUACCGGUCUAUUCAGGUCCAUACCGGUCUCUAA
Lonchura striata (white-rumped munia) is the source of this 324-nucleotide messenger RNA. The record is from RefSeq and is a predicted model, not a curated record. Lineage: Eukaryota; Metazoa; Chordata; Aves; Passeriformes; Estrildidae.